Molecule: messenger RNA, 1818 nt
Organism: Westerdykella ornata
Lineage: Eukaryota; Fungi; Ascomycota; Dothideomycetes; Pleosporales; Sporormiaceae
Product: NGP1NT-domain-containing protein
Exons: 4
Coding region: 1-1818 (605 amino acids)
Cellular component (GO): nucleolus
Molecular function (GO): GTP binding
Source: RefSeq, a predicted model, not a curated record
AUGGGUACCCACAAAAAAGAAGCAAAUCGCAAGGAGCGGCAGGGCAAGACGGGCGAUGGCAUGGCGAACGUCAAGGUCAAGGGCGAGAAUUUCUAUCGCAAUGCGAAGAAGAUCAAGACCUUGAACAUGUUCAAGGACGGCAAGGCCCAGAGAAACGCCGCCGGAGAGAUCACAAAGGCCGCCUCAUACCAGAGCCGCGACCGGCCCAUUGCCCGUGUAGAGCCCAACCGCAAGUGGUUCAACGCUACCAGAGUCAUCUCGCAAGAUGCGCUCGAGUCGUUUCGAUCUGCAGUGCAAGCGCAGGCGUCGGAUCCGACCACAUAUCUCAUGAAGCGUAACAAGCUCCCGAUGAGCCUGAUUGAGGAGAAACCCAAUGUGAAUGGCCUGAAACAACAUGCCGCCAAAAUCGCAGUCGAGAGUCAAUCGUUCGGUGACACUUUCGGCCCCAAGGCGCAGAGAAAGAGGGUCAAGCUCGACGUCAGCUCCGUCGAUGACCUCGCUGGCCGGACCGGCAAGAUGCACGACACAUACCUGGAACGCUUGGAGCAGGCGAAGCUGCUUUCGGGCACGUCGGGUGAUGCGGAUCAGGGAGACGCCGAACAGGACGGUACUCUUACAACGGCCAGGGAGAGCAUCUUCUCUAAAGGACAGUCAAAGAGAAUCUGGAAUGAGUUGUACAAGGUCAUCGAUUCUUCAGAUGUCAUCCUUCAUGUUCUUGAUGCCCGCGACCCGGUGGGAACAAGGUGCAGGAGCGUCGAAAGGUAUUUGAGGGAGGAAGCUCCACACAAGCACCUUGUCUUUGUACUCAACAAGGUCGACCUUGUCCCGUCCAAAGUGGCUGCCGCGUGGGUUCGACACUUGUCUACUCAAUUUCCGACGCUUGCAUUUCACGCCUCCAUCAACAAUAGCUUUGGCAAAGGAUCAUUGAUCGCGCUGCUUCGUCAAUUCUCAUCACUCCAUUCGGAUAGGAAGCAAAUAUCCGUCGGUCUGGUUGGGUAUCCGAACACGGGAAAAUCCUCCAUCAUCAACACGCUCCGAAAAAAGAAGGUCUGCAACGUCGCCCCAAUCGCUGGAGAGACCAAAGUGUGGCAAUAUGUGACCCUUAUGAAGCGCAUCUACCUAAUCGAUUGCCCGGGUAUCGUGCCCCCGAAUCAAUCCGACAGCGAUGAAAGCCUUCUGUUGAGGGGGAGCAUACGAGUUGAGAACGUGGAAUACCCAGCGCAAUACGUAGACGCGGUACUCAAACGCGUACAGCCCAAGCAUAUGCAGCGCACGUACGAGAUCAAGGUGGACGAGCACAUGGAUGCGAAUACGUUCCUGGAGUUGCUAGCAAGGAAACAAGGGAGACUUCUCAAGGGUGGUGAACCAGACUUUGACGGAUGCGCAAAGAUUGUGCUCAAUGAUUGGAUUCGCGGCAAGAUCCCCUGGUUUACACCGCCACCCAUGAAGGACGGCAAAGGCGGCGGAGCGAGCGGACCGGUCAGAGAGGGCCGUGAAGGCCAGCUGGGCGAAAUGAGCAGGAAGAGGAAGAGAGAUGAUGAAACAGAAUCACCACAGAACGUGGGAGCUCGGCCAACUAGAGCACCGGCAUCCGCGGGGGGUGACGCAGAGUCCAACCCGGGCGAUGGUGACGAGUUCGAGGGGUUCAGCGAAGACGAGGGAGGGCUGGAAGUGAACGUCGAAGACGGGAGCACAGGAAGCGAGGGCGGUGAUGCAAGCAUGCUGGUCGCUGGCAGUAUUUCGAGCGACGAUGAGGAGGGGGUGGAGGAAGAAGUGCUGAACAUCUCGAAGGCUCUGAGGGCAGCGAAAGGGGCAUGA